Molecule: messenger RNA, 2307 nt
Organism: Pygocentrus nattereri (red-bellied piranha)
Lineage: Eukaryota; Metazoa; Chordata; Actinopteri; Characiformes; Serrasalmidae
Gene: smg9
Product: SMG9 nonsense mediated mRNA decay factor
Exons: 13
Coding region: 365-1879 (504 amino acids)
Biological process (GO): nuclear-transcribed mRNA catabolic process, nonsense-mediated decay
Source: RefSeq, a predicted model, not a curated record
UCGUGUCCCACCGGAUCAGGGACACGUAGCUAGGCAACGUUAGCACGGUGGAGCUAACCGUGCUAACGAACGUCGCCGGUUCUCUGUGGCCUUUAAACGUUUUUGUUCGUCUUUUUCACACACAUGUCGGUUGUAAAUCAGAAUACCGAACCCAGGGUUUUAACAACGUGCUUUCAGUUGUCACUUUUUAUGUGUUCGUGUAAAAGUGAAUAGCUAUAUAAAGCGAGCUAACACAGCUAGCCGUCUGUUUCGUCCCUCAAACGGAAUGUAACGCGCUAGCUAGGCUAACCGAUUUGAAGACGUCGAUCUCUGUCUUAGUCUUAGACACUGUUACACUUAAGUCAGUUAACCUAAAUAAGCAAGUAUGUCAGAGUCUGGUCACAGCCAGCCCGGAAUGUACGGACAGGGCCGGAGGAGAAGGCGCCGGAGGGACAGAGAGCCCGGGCCGCCAGGCCAAAACCUAUCGGGCCCGAGUCGCGACAGAGACUUUGGGCCUCGGGAGCGGCGGGAUGGGAGCGAAGAUCCUCCUGGUCCACUCCUUCAGAAGACCCCUAUAAUUCUAGCCAAGCCUCCUGGAGAGAGGUCAAAGCAGAGUGCUCCGGUUAGUGGAACUUCAUUAGAGAAGCCCAUCAUGCUCAUGAAACCCAGAGAGGAAGGGGGAAAGUCUGCUGCCGCCUCUGAUACUGCCUCGCCAGCUUCUGGCCCUGGAGUUGCAAAGCUGGAGAGGGAAGGCCAGCGUCCAACGCAGCCGGUCUAUCAAAUCCAGAACCGUGGCAUGGGCUCGGCUGCAUCUGCUGGGGCUGUUGACCCUGUGAUUGGCCAGACUAAGCUUCUGCCCCCUGAGAAGAUGAAGCACAGUAUUAAACUGGUGGAUGAACAAAUGAACUGGUGCGACAGUGCUAUGGAGUAUCUGCGUGACCAAACAGACAUGCUGGUUGUAGGAGUCAUUGGACUGCAAGGGACUGGAAAGUCCACAAUUAUGUCCCUUCUCUCAGCUAAUACACCUGAAGAGGACCAAAGGGCGUAUGUGUUCAGGGCGCAGACUCAGGAGAUCAAGGAGAGAGGAGGGAACCAGAGUAGUGGCAUUGACUUCUACAUCACACAGGAGAGAGUCAUCUUCCUGGACACACAGCCCAUUCUGAGCCCCUCUAUCUUGGAUCAUCUCAUCAAUAAUGACCGAAAGCUGCCUCCUGAGUAUAACCUUCCACACACAUACAUAGAGAUGCAGUCUCUGCAGAUAGCUGCCUUUCUCUUCACUGUGUGUCAUGUUGUAAUCGUGGUUCAAGACUGGUUCACAGACAUCAACCUUUACAGGUUUCUUCAAACUGCUGAGAUGCUGAAGCCCUCAACUCCGUCUGCCAGUCACGACAGCACUGGAUCCUCAGGGCAAGAUGACGGAUCUGAGUACUAUCCUCACCUCAUUUUUUUGCAGAACAAAGCAAGAAGGGAGGAAUUCUGUCCUCGAAACCUGAAGAAUAUGCACAUGGUUGUGGACAAGCUGAUGGCCCAUUCACACCUAAAGUAUAAAGGUACGUUGUCAAUGCUGGACUGUAAUAUCUUCCCUGGACUGGAACGAGACUAUCUCGGAACUGAAGUUAACCUCUUCCUUUUACCGGUGCUGGAGAACGACGGAGACGAAGCCUUGACGAGGGCCGGGUCUGGGUCUAUGCCUCUUUUCUCUCUGUUGCCAGGCUACAGGGGUCACCCCAGCUUCUCUUCACUGGUGUCCAAACUCCGCAGCCAAGUCUUAGCCAUGUCUCGCAAUCAGCUCUCGCACACCAUCCUCACAGAGAAAAACUGGUUCCACUAUGCUGCCAGAAUUUGGGAUGGUGUUAAGAAGUCUUCAGCCCUGUCUGAGUAUAGCCGAUUGCUGUCAUAAUUGGGGGCUCUUAGACGUGCCUGGGAUUUGGAGAAAUGGAGAAAGUCAGUCUCCUUCAUGUGCUCUGAGGCUCGGCCACACAGUGCCGCAUGUAACAUCGCUGCGCGCCACGUUCAAGCCAGCUGUUUUGAUCAGAACAGCGCAUGCUCUGAAAGGACAACAGUGGUGGGUUGCAUUUGUUGCUCAGCUGUUGUGUUUUGAGCAGGGAAAUACAGCAAAUGUGUGUUUGCUGACAGUGGAUCUAGGCAGCUGAGCCAGGUGGUAAUUGUUUUUGAAAGAGCUGAAUCUGAUGCCUCAUGGAACUACGUCAGGAAUGUAUGGAAAAAGCUUCAGCCAGGUCAGAAUGAUUUCACAGAUGAAGAUCCUUCAGACAAGUUGUUUUUUGUGAUCGUAUUUAUUUACCAAUAAAAAAGUCUUCUUCUCUGUGA